Messenger RNA from Helianthus annuus (common sunflower), 1716 nucleotides. RefSeq lists its product as uncharacterized. The transcript has 12 exons. Bases 1 to 1716 code for a protein of 571 amino acids. NCBI's taxonomy places the organism in Eukaryota, Viridiplantae, Streptophyta, Magnoliopsida, Asterales, Asteraceae. The record is from RefSeq and is a predicted model, not a curated record.
AUGGCUAUGGACCAUGGACGGACCCCAUUGCCGAUACCGCCGUUGUCGCCUCGCCUUAGACAGGAUGCGGAUCAAGGGGCGGAUGUAACGCCUCGCUUUUUAGAACUUUUCGUAUUUAGAAAACUCACCUUAAGCAUGUUAAUAUCAGUUGACAGUAACAAUCUUAGUUUUGUUAAUGAUUUGAAUCAUGGGAAAGAUAUGUGGAACAUGAAAGCGAGAAUUAUUCGAAAAUGGAAUCAGGGUUACAAGAUGGAUCUUAUCUUUAUUGAUGAAAAGGGUGCUAAGAUUCAAGCAGGUAUUAAGAGUCAUCUGAUACCUGUUUUUGAUGGACAACUUCAAGAAGAUGCUGUUGUGAUUCUGUCGAAAUUUGGCGUUGAUUGGCAAGGUGUUGAGUAUGGUUUCAACUUCAGAGCUUAUGAAGAUAUUCUUCAAGGAGAGGCGUUAAACGCUUUGAGUGCUGAUGUUGCUGGAUCUGUGGUUUGUUGUGGAGAUCUUGAAAUCUUUGAUCGACCUCCAAAGGAGACUAAGAAGAUCAAUUUCAAUAUUGAAGAUUUGGAGGGUAAGGUUUUGCGGUGUACUGUGUGGAAUGAUUAUGCUCUGCAGAUUAAGGACUUCAUUUCUAAAAUCUCACCUCAUGAGCAUGUGAUGGCUGUUAUACAGCAUGGAAAGUGUAAGGAAUGGAAAGGUGAAUAUACUGUUCAAAGUGAUAAGUUUGCAACACGGAUUUUUCUUUAUGAAGAAAUUGAUGAAGUUAAUGAGCUAAGGAGGAGUCUUAUACUGAAGUUUGGACAAGGGAGUGGUUCUACUUCUCAAACAAUACUAUCGUCUCAAAUUGUUUUUCCAUUGCAUAAAGAACUUGUAACUGAUGGUGUGAAGAAACAUGUUGAUGAGAUUAGUGAGAUAGAAAAGGAAAUGUCUUGUGUUGUGGUUACGACAAUUAAGAUUGUGCAAAAAGAGUAUGGUUGGUUUUAUGUUGCCUGUCGUAAGUGUUUCAAGAAGGUGAUGGGUAAAAGUGAAUACUUGCAGAAUGUUGAAAAUGUUUCAAAUGAUAUUGUUCGAUUGCCUGCGACUUCUUUGGUUUGUCCCAAAUGUCAUAGUGAAUGUACAUCGAUCACCACAAAGUUCAAGGUGCAAGUCCGGGUGCAGGAUGAGAGUGGUAGUGUUUCUUUUGUUAUGUUUGAUAGAGAUGUUCAGAAGCUUCUUGGAUUAGCGGCGAGUGACAUAAGAGAGAGGAAGGUUAAGGCCAAUGAUACUGGAUGUUUCCCUCAUGAGAUAUUUCAAUUGGUUGAUAAGAAGGCUGCUUUUAAGAUUGAUGUUUCAGAGUUCAACCUUAAAAAUGACUAUCGUGUUUAUACUGUGCAAAAAACAUGUGAUGAUCCAGUAAUAAUUGCUGAGUUGGUUGGUGGAGAUGGUAAUAGUGAUGAAAAUACUGAUGAGGUUAUUCAAGAGGUAGCUGACGUUAAAGAUGUUAACCUUUCAGAAUCUUCCCAGGUGUCUGCUGAACGAACUUCAAGGUUGUUUUGUGUGUUCUGUUGCAAAGAUGUUGUCUCUGUUACGGCCGACUCUUCAGCCGUUGAAGUUGAAAAGGAUUCUGGAUCAAGUCCCAAUGGAAAGCGGAUGGCUCAAGAUGCUGAUGUUGUCAAUGUUGGUGAGCUAUCCACUAAUGUGAUAAGAACCCGGAAGAAGCUGACUAAGUUAACAAUUAGAUGCUUAUGA